CAUCAGGUCGACGCGCGCCUGGAGCUUUGCACGCUUGAAAAUAGCAGGCGCAACGUGUCAUCGACUUCCUACACAGAUGCCUCACAGCCACCAUCGAUCCCCGACGCGUACGCGCAGCCGGUAGCUUGGUACCACCUUCAUCUCUCCUUGCGCCUCCACUCGCGCAACGUGACCGGAGUCUUACCACGCCAACACGAUCAUCUGGACACUCCAGAUAGCCCGCCAUGGCCGUUCCGACCGAAACGCCUAGUAGGCGCAACAUUCGCGGCCCUGGCCGACCACCACGCGCUGCCGAACCCAGCGCCAUGCCCAGCGCCCCUGCGUCUGCGCCGCUGAAGAGACCCAAGUACAUCCCCGGCGGGCCUGGGGGAGGAGGGCGCUAUAUCGACCCGGAGACGGGCGAAGAGAUACCCAAAGACAUCGCGAUUCCGCUCCUCAAAGCGGCUGGAAGAAGACCUAGUGCGCAACGCCCACGGCCCGCGCGCACGCCAGCCGCCAACCGCAACUUUUCCCCCGAUGCGGGGACGCCGUCCAGGACAGCCACACGUUCGCGCCGCGAUCGACCUUCUGCCGGCCCGAGAGCCAGCUCUGCAUCAGCCGCAGCCGCAGCUGUGGCUCAAAGCGAUGGAUACAAACCGAGAGAGGAGCGUGGCUGGGAGGAAUUCCACCCUGACCUAGACAUUGAGGCAGAACUUAUGGUAUUCACCGCAGAAGAAGUGGACGGUGUUAGCCCUCCAGUUACCAAGCCAGCUACGCCUACCGCUGGUAUCAAUUCUCCAGGCCCCUUGGGCGACACACAGAAUGGCGCAUCCUCUGUAAUAGACGAAGCAUAUCUUGUCAGCAAUGACCUUUCAUUGAAAUCGCAAGAAUCUUUCAGCAUGGAACAGGAUGAAAACACCAUUCAUGUCGGAAACAGCGAGCACUCGGCAACACCGACCGUUAUCAAGAGACGUCCAGGGCGACCACCGAGGCGCCAAGGAGGAAUGUUGACGGGACUUGGCUCUCCUCCAGCGCCUAGAAUCGAGCCAUUGCCGACGAAAGACAAGCGGGAGAAGCUGAGCCUUCCUAAGCCGGCUUACCGGCUCGUGGAUACGUUCUCGGCCUAUGAGCAAGACCCAUCCGCCCAGGUAAACUACGUCGAUCGGUCUAUGGCGAGCAUCGGAUACCAGGAAAGCGACAUUUUCGUGCGUCCCGAAAAGGCUCUAAUACGCAUGGUCGAUGGGAACCUCGAAGAAGACCUGGAUCCGUCCGUAACCGCCGCUGGGGAGCUGAGCGCAAGCGCGAUAGGGCGAGUUGAGUAUGACAUGGACGAGCAAGACAAUUGCUGGUUGGAAGCGUACAAUGCGCAGAGGCGGGAAGAGCAGGUCGAGGCGAUCAAGCCUGCAAUGUUCGAGAUAACCAUAACGCUGAUCGAGAAGUGUUGGCAUGGACUCGAGAAGAGGAUCCCAAAACCAAACCCGAAACCUCCCCAGACGCAUCGUCCACGAUCCAGCUCUGCGGCAGCAGUCAAUGGAGAAUCAUCAGGGCAUGGGGAGGAACAGGAUACAAAAUGCGCGGUGUGUGACGAUGGCGACUGCGAAAACACCAAUGCGAUUGUCUUCUGCGACGGCUGCGAUCUUGCAGUACACCAGGAGUGUUACGGAGUUCCGUUCAUACCUGAGGGUCAGUGGCUUUGCCGAAAGUGCCAGUUGAUCGGCCGAGGAACGCCCACCUGCAUCUUUUGCCCUAAUGUCGACGGCGCCUUCAAGCAGACCACAGAUUCUCAGAAAUGGUCUCAUCUGUUGUGUGCGAUAUGGAUUCCCGAGGUCACGCUGGGCAACACAACGUUCAUGGAGCCAGUCAUGGAUAUGGAAAAGGUUCCGAAGCAGCGCUGGAAGCUGACAUGCUACAUCUGUGAGCAAAAGAUGGGCGCCUGUAUCCAGUGCGGGAACAAAAGCUGCUACUCCGCCUUCCACGUCACUUGCGCGAGGCGCGCCAAGCUUUUCCUCCGAAUGAAGUCCGCACAUGGGGGCCCUGCUAGCAUGGAUGCCAGCGUCCUCAAGGCUUUCUGUCAUAAACAUGUGCCACAUGAUUGGAGACGCGAAAACGAUGUUGAAAAUGCUACCAUGGAGGCGAUCUCUUUUUACCGUUCAACCAUGAGAGGUAGGCGUUGGGCAGAUAGCCAACAGUCGGCGCUGAUUCAAUUGCCCGCUCAAGCCUUGGAGGACGAUGACGACUCAGUGCAAGUCCCAGGGAGCAACAAGCGUAAGCGCAGCCAAUCUACAAAGGGCGUAUGGAGACUUCCAUCUGGGGCACCCAUCGUGCCUCAGGUUGUUUACAACGAAGUCGAAAAUUUGUUGGUACGCUUCAACAUCCGUAAGCGCAAAGAGUACGUAGCCGAGGCUUGCAAGUACUGGACCCUUAAGAGGGAAGCCCGGCGCGGCGCUGCAUUACUCAAACGACUCCAAUUGCAGAUGGAAACCUUCACAUCAAUGGAGCUUACCAGGCGUAACUUUGCAGGAAUGGGCGCAAUCGGAAGACCAAGAUUGCAUCGGCGCAUCGAGUUUGCAGAGCUUCUUGAGCAGGAUAUGGUGCAGGUCAAGGAGCUUUGCAAGCUUGUCAAAGAAAGGGAGUUGCAGAAAUUGGAAGAUUCAAGACUCCUGAGGCACAUUGUGGAUACGGUGUACUUCCCCAUCGCGCCAUUGCUCUGGCCAAUUCUCGAAAAGGCACAAAAUCUUGACCCCAAGGGUGUAUUCAAGGAAGGAUUUGAUGGCAUCGAGAGGAAGCUAGAUGAGCGUUUCUACACCUCGGUGUCCGCCUUCUCGUCAGAUAUUGGGGCUGUUUUCAGCUCAGUCAUCGGCUUAAGCAACGGCACAGAUGCUCGCGAAAUGCACGAACAGCUUAACGGCAAUCAAUCUACCAACGGAACCUUGACACCGGAGCAGAAAGACAAAAGAAAGCUCGCAAAGCGUAUCAUCAAAGCGGUACAAGGGCUUCUCGAAGAUGCCAUCAUCAAGGAAGGACAACUCGCUGGUAAACCCUACGAGAAGGAGCUGCGCGAGCUCGACGCCCUGCUGGACAACAGCGUGCGUUCAGGAGCCGAGUCAGUGGCAGCCGCUCAUGGAGAAACCAUCGAGGAAGCCAGCGACGAGGAGACGGACGAGAGACCGCUGACUAACGGUGCGGUUCAAGAUGUUGAGAUGACUGAUGCUGGGGAGGAGAAACCACAAACUGCAUCAGAAGAGGCGAACGACACGAAUGGCCUGCCCAAUGGUGACCAAGCGGCUGAUGAGCAAGAACAUGAUGAGAAGCCGCAGUUGCGCGGAGGCUUGGGCGAAGCGGACGUCCAUCCUACACAGGCAGAGGGGCCGCCGCAAUCAACGGCCAAUAUCGAGCAGCAUGCGGAUGAGUCGGCCGGUGGCCGACAAGGAAGCAUCAGCACGGCCCCGGCACUGUCUAAUUCGGGCAGUACCCACCCGUCAACGGUCCAUCCAGAGCCUCUCACGCCACCACAGUCGGAUGGCGAUCUUCUCGCGCCUCUCACUAACGGAGGCAUUCCGUGGUACUUUGAAACGUUUGACCCUCAUGGUACGACGAUCCACGACGAACGGUGGACUGGGCGGGACGUGGUCCGCGACAUGAGCGAGGACCUGAGCGAGCUUGGAGACGACGAGCUGAACGAGCUUGUGGACGACGAGAUGGGCGACGCACCAGCGGCGGGCCCGAGUGGCAGCGAGGCGCAAAGCGAGGCGGCGACUAAGGCGGCCAAAGCCAAGGCGCGGCAGAAGGCGAGGAAGAAGCAGCGGAACAGUUAUUGGUGAUGAUUAUUUCUUGUUUUCUUGGGCGUUCAUUUGGAGGGUGGCUGACGGCGAGCUGUAUACCAUUUCGGAAGCCAGGCACCGAGCGGGGUGCUGGCGGGGGGGAAGGCAGCGGAGGGCGUCUGGCGUCGCCAGUGACUAUUAAUUUUUUUCCAUGUUUUCUUUGCACGGACGCACCACGUAGGUAAGAAAGGUUGUAACUGUCAUAAUGCGAAGUGAUGUUCCGCAGGGGCCC
Molecule: messenger RNA, 4032 nt
Organism: Aplosporella prunicola CBS 121167
Lineage: Eukaryota; Fungi; Ascomycota; Dothideomycetes; Botryosphaeriales; Aplosporellaceae
Exons: 5
Coding region: 225-3800 (1191 amino acids)
Biological process (GO): regulation of transcription by RNA polymerase II
Source: RefSeq, a predicted model, not a curated record